Labrus bergylta (ballan wrasse) is the source of this 2073-nucleotide messenger RNA. RefSeq names its product homeobox B6a (gene hoxb6a). Gene Ontology annotation, biological process: anterior/posterior pattern specification; regulation of transcription by RNA polymerase II. Gene Ontology annotation, cellular component: nucleus. Lineage: Eukaryota; Metazoa; Chordata; Actinopteri; Labriformes; Labridae. The record is from RefSeq and is a predicted model, not a curated record. Gene Ontology annotation, molecular function: RNA polymerase II cis-regulatory region sequence-specific DNA binding; DNA-binding transcription factor activity, RNA polymerase II-specific.
AAAGGAAAAGGGGCGAACGAAUGCCAGGCACGGAAGCUCCCUAUUGGUCAGUGAGAGGUCAGCUGGUCUCUGCCUCCCCCUUAUCCCCCUCCUCACCCCAUCCCGUCUUACACACACACACACACACACACAUACUCUCUCUCCUGUUCUCCCCCCUCUCUCUCUCUCUCUCUCUCUCUCUCUCUCUGUCCCACACUGGCACUCAGCCACCCAGCUGCCCCCCCUCCUCACCCUCACCCUCCUCACCCCCUCCUCCCAAUCUGCGAUAAACUAAGUGAUAGCAGCAGCCCGUCGGACUGUCGGCUAUAAAACACAACAAAUCAUAAAGUGCAGGCAGGGGAAGGAGGACGGGAGGGAGAACCGUUAGCCGUUAGCUGUUAGCCUCCUUCUACUCCUCCUCCUUCUUCUUCAGCGCGUGAACCUUGUUGUUGUGUUUGUCUCGUGCCCUCCUGUCCUCCCCUCUCCUUUUCUCUUCUUCUCAUCCUCCUUCACUUUCUCUCGAUGAGUUCCUAUUUUGUCAACUCCUCUUUCCCGGUGACAAUACCGGGAACGGGAGGCGGUGGCCAGGCGGCGGCGGAGUCGUUCCUGGGUCAGAUCCCGCUCUACUCGUCGGGAUACGCCGCCGACCACCCGCUCAGGCACUACCCGGCGGCGGCCGUUUCCGCCGCCGCUGCCGUUGCGUACGGCGCCAGUGGCGGUGUUCACCAGGAUAAAGCGUACUCUGCGUCCUCUUACUACCAGCAGGCUGCAAACGGAGCGUACGGCGGGCACCGGGCGGCAGCGGGAGUCGGUGUAGGGGGCGCAGCCGGAGCAGGCACCUGCGACUAUGCCGCGGCAGCAGCGGCGGCGGCGGCAGCAGCGGCAACGAGUUUUUACCGGGACAAGGAGCUCCCGUGCAGCCUGGAGGAGCACCAGCUCGCGCUGACGCAGGACGGCAUGCACCGGAAAGUGGAGUGCGCGGGGCUGAGCGGCAAAGGGCUGUUCGGUGAAACGAUGGACGACAAAUCAUCAGCGCCGAUUUAUCCGUGGAUGCAGCGGAUGAACGCGUGUAACGGGACCUUCGGCAGUCCCGGGAGGCGCGGGCGUCAGACGUACACGCGCUAUCAGACCCUCGAGCUCGAGAAGGAGUUCCACUUCAACCGGUACCUCACGAGACGGAGAAGGAUCGAGAUCGCGCACGCACUCUGCCUCACGGAGCGGCAGAUCAAGAUCUGGUUCCAGAACCGGAAGAUGAAGUGGAAGAAGGAGAACAAGCUCAUCAACUCCUCCUCGUCGUCCUCCUCCUCCUCCUCCUCCUCCACGGUGAACGGAGUGGAAGAAGAGGAGAAACGGACUGAUGAAUGAAGACAGAAUAAAAAAUAAAAAACCGGAAGAGGAGGGUGGAAGAAAAGACUUGCUGGUGUAUCCGUUCACCUCCACAUCUUAAAGUUUGUCCGGACGUUUGUCUGGUGUGAAAACUCUGGGAGAAAACCUUUGAUUUUAUUUAAUUUUUGUACCGGAGCAGAAACAUGGAGGAAAGAAGGAGAGGAAGAUUCGUUCUUAUAUCACCUCCUGCCACACGAUGUAUCUGUAGGUCAUCAGAGCCGAAGAGAAAGACUCUCCAGAAGGAGCCGAAAACAAAAAUCAGAUCUUAAAAAACUAAAGGAAGGUGUUAAAGGGACGAGAUCAAACAUCCAAAAUGUCUUUAAAUAUCGAAGAAAUCAAUCUGAGACAUUUUCUUGUUGCAUUCCAAAAAGAAACUACCUAACUUCAUAUUCUACCUUCUUCUUCUUCUUAUGAUUAUUAUUUCAUUCAAUGUACUUUCUCUGCAGGCACUUGUUUUUUGUUUCUUCCCGCCUCAAUAUUUUUAUUUUCUUAUUUUGUAACGUGCUGUGUGUGUGUGUAUUAAUUAUACCUUUAAGUAACGUGCAAACACACACACACACACACACACACACACGCACACACACACACGCACACGCAUAAUGUGGGAGGACAAAGCUCUUAGAGAAGUGUGUGUAGGCCUGUGUCAUACUGUGUUCAUAUUUAAACUGUAUAGGAUAAAAACACCGUGCACGGUGGAGAUAAUGUACA